AUGCCAAAUACAGUGGAAGUCAUAUAUAUGAUCCUGAUUGCUGGUGAAUUGGCUAUAGGGAUUUGGGGAAAUGGAUUUAUUGUAAUGGUUAACUGCAUUGGCUACCUCAAAAGAAGAGAUAUCGCCUUGGUAGACAUCAUCCUGAUCGGCUUGGCCAGCUCCAGAAUUUUUUUGUUGUGUGUCAUAUCUUUAGAUGGCUUUGUUAUGGUACUCUUUCCAGAUACAUAUACUGAUGGUGAACUAAUGAGCAUUUUGGAUGUUUUAUGGACAUUUAGCAAUUAUUCAAGCAUCUGGCUUACUUCUUGCCUCAGCAUCUUCUAUUUACUCAGGAUAGCUAAUAUAUCCCACCCAAUUUUCCUCUGGCUGAAGCAAAAUGUUAACAGGGUCAUCCUUGGGAUUCUUCUGGGGUCCUUGGUCCUCUCCUUACUUAUUAGUGUUUCAAUCAGUUUCCAUUUGCAUGAUGAUUUCCGGUAUCUCUUCAAGGACAAUAACGAAGAAAAUAUAACUUUGGAAUUUGAAGUGAGUAAAACCCAAAAUGCUUUGCAACAGGUUUUCCUGAACUUGGGAGCUGUAGUCCCCUUUAUCCUAUCCCUGAUCUCAUUUCUCUUGUUACUUUUCUCCCUAUUUAGACACACCAAGCAGAUGAAACUUCAUGCUACAGGGUCCAGAGACCCCAGCACAGAGGCCCACAUGAGGGCCAUAAAGGCAGUGCUCAUCUUUCUGCUCCUCCUUGUCAUGUACUAUAUAGCCUUUCUUGUAGUCACCUCUAGCUUUCUGAUUCCUCAGAGAAAAUUAGUGGUGAUGUUUGGUGGCAUAAUAACUAUCAUUUUCCCAUCAAGCCAUUCGUUCAUCCUGAUAAUGGGGAACAGCAAGCUGAGGAAGGCUUUUCUGAAGGUGCUAAGGCUUGUGAAGGGUUUCACAACCCUUUGUUCAUAG
Messenger RNA from Loxodonta africana (African savanna elephant), 936 nucleotides. RefSeq names its product taste 2 receptor member 9 (gene TAS2R9). Lineage: Eukaryota; Metazoa; Chordata; Mammalia; Proboscidea; Elephantidae. The coding region runs from base 1 to 936 and encodes 311 amino acids. Gene Ontology annotation, molecular function: G protein-coupled receptor activity; bitter taste receptor activity. Gene Ontology annotation, biological process: G protein-coupled receptor signaling pathway; detection of chemical stimulus involved in sensory perception of bitter taste; sensory perception of taste. The record is from RefSeq and is a predicted model, not a curated record. The transcript has a single exon. Gene Ontology annotation, cellular component: membrane.